Magnolia sinica is the source of this 369-nucleotide messenger RNA. RefSeq names its product transcription factor MYB4-like. NCBI's taxonomy places the organism in Eukaryota, Viridiplantae, Streptophyta, Magnoliopsida, Magnoliales, Magnoliaceae. The transcript has 4 exons. The record is from RefSeq and is a predicted model, not a curated record. The coding region runs from base 1 to 369 and encodes 122 amino acids.
AUGGUGAGAGCUACUUGCUGUGAGAAGGUUGGAUUGAGGAAGGGGGCAUGGACGCCAGAAGAAGAUGAGAUUCUCAUGGCUUAUGUUGAGAGAAAUGGACCUGGGAACUGGCUAACUCUUCCUAGAAAAGCAGGCUUAUUAAGGUGUGGGAAGAGUUGCAGAUUCAGGUGGAUGAAUUAUCUGAAACCAGAUGUUAAAAGAGGGAACUAUAGCAAGGAAGAGGAAGAAACUAUCAUCAAAUUACAUGAAUUGCAUGGUAAUAGAUGGUCUCUGAUGGCGGCGAGAUUACCAGGAAGAACAGACAACGAAAGAAAAAACAUUUGGUAUACCCAGCUGAAAAAGCGUCUAAUCAACGGCUUAGAUUACUAA